Lingula anatina is the source of this 397-nucleotide messenger RNA. RefSeq lists its product as uncharacterized. The record is from RefSeq and is a predicted model, not a curated record. Gene Ontology annotation, molecular function: metal ion binding. Lineage: Eukaryota; Metazoa; Brachiopoda; Lingulata; Lingulida; Lingulidae.
AUGGCAGUGGCUGGCAGUGGGAUACCUGCAGAUCUCACCCAGGGUGAGGACUCCGUAGAGAGCUACAUUAAAAAGCUGGUGUUGCAGCAAAAAACUGGUGAAGUCACAGAACAGUAUGCAAUCACAAAGCAUCACUGGAAACCGAGUGACUCCAGGAAGGUCUGUGCCACGGAGGGCUGUGGAAACAGGUUCAGUUUGAUCAGCAGGAAACACCAUUGUAGAAGGUGUGGGGAGGUGUUCUGUGAGAGCUGUACGCGAUAUCAGAUGAGACUGAACACACUGGCCAGCCCAGACCCUCAGGGAAGACUACAGAAAGUAAAUAAUUAUAAUAAUAUUAUAAUAAUAAUCAGUGUUCGAAAUUAAUCCUGGACUGCCUGCCUGGAGCAGACAACUCUCA